Molecule: messenger RNA, 3486 nt
Organism: Schistosoma spindalis
Lineage: Eukaryota; Metazoa; Platyhelminthes; Trematoda; Strigeidida; Schistosomatidae
Source: the annotation of a GenBank genome assembly
UAUUUUAAUGGGACUUCUUUUUUCCAGAAAUAAUUUUAGAAUAUAACACUUAAUGGGGUCAUUCGAACAUUAAACUGUCUUUUAUUUCCUAGUGUACUUCAUAAAUUACAUGAAUGAAAUUCACUACAUAGGAUUGUUGGGAAGAUCCAGAAAACUUCGCGCAAAAGACAAGAAAGGCUCAGGAAACAUUAAGAAGCAUUUUGUCCAAUCAGCGUUCACUAGAAGUUUAGCCAGAAACAUCAAGCAAGUGAAACGUCACAUGUAGAGGUUCUGAUUGGCUGAUUACUAUACUGAUACUAUGUUUAGUAGCAUUCCAGAAUUUUCGGGAAAACCCAAGGACUUCUAAAAUACUAUAAAAACCCUAUGUUUUCUGUAUCAAAAUGAACCUUUGGGGUAAGUUGCUUCUCGCAUACUUUGCACCUUCUCUCUCGUGUUCAAGUCGCCGUGUAGUUCUAUCUUGGGGGUUACGGGAAUAACUUAGGAACCGAAUAUAGCAUUCAAUUAGCAAAACUUAUCAAGGCUGGAAAUGGUUUGUUCCCAAGCGAGGUACGUACCUAAUUUAUCUCAGAAUCCUUAUUAGCUCUGGUUCCUUGGUGUUUGACGAGUUCUCGGUAAGGAAUUUAGGAGGAUGGGUUGACAUUUACCUUCCUGAGUCACUUGCGCUGUAGACAAGAUGUUCGUUUUCCAACUAAAGGGCGAGUAUACUGCUCAGCAGUUCGCAAUAUGGCUGUGAAACUUGAUCUAUAAAAGUGGAAGACACACUUAGGCUAUACUCAGUAAGUGUUAUAAUAACUCCUUACUUCUCAGCUGAGUUAUUGAGCUCAUACACUAUUUUUAUACCAUAUUUUAUCAGGUAAUAAAUGCGAUAACUGGAAAAGACUGUUGAUUCUCUUCCUAUAACAUUAAAAUCUGAUUGACAGAGGGUUCAUUCCCUGUCUAAUGUUUAUUCUAAGUGUAAUUCAUAUGCGGUAUUCUAGUGUUUCUUAUGAUCUCUUUUUAUCGAUAUUUCUUUAACGGGUUGAUCAUCCUAUUGUCCACAUUAUUCUUAUUACUACCAUCAACAGAUUGGCAUGCUAACUGGGAAUACAGUAAUUCGUUGGACGCCUCAAUCAGAUUCUCAAUUAUUAUUAAUUGGUAAAGCUGCAUUGGAUGACGAUGAAGCUAGUUCUAUUGAAGGGGGUGGUGGCUAUCAUAGUAUCAUCAAUCCAAAUUGGGAUUUUAAUCAGAUGGGUAUCGGUGGAUUGGAUAAGGAAUUUUCAGCUAUAUUCCGACGAACAUUUGCAUCACGAAUGUUUCCGCCGGCAGUUGCGAAACAAUUAGGUUUAAAACAUGUUCGUGGUAUUCUGCUAUACGGUCCACCUGGUACUGGUAAAACAUUAAUGGCACGACAAAUCGGUAAAAUGCUUAAUGCACGUGAACCUAAAAUUGUCAAUGGUCCAAGUAUAUUAGACAAAUAUGUCGGUGAAUCUGAAGCGAAUAUCCGUAAAUUAUUCGCUGAUGCUGAAGAAGAAGAAAAACGCAUGGGUGCAAAAUCUGCAUUGCAUAUUAUUAUAUUUGAUGAAAUUGAUGCUAUUUGUAAAUCACGUGGAUCUACAGGUGGAGGUGCUGGUGUACAUGACACUGUAGUCAACCAACUACUAACUAACAUGGAUGGAGUGAAUCAGUUAAAUAAUAUACUUGUCAUUGGAAUGACUAAUCGACGAGAUAUGAUUGAUGAAGCACUUUUAAGACCUGGACGUUUUGAAAUGCAAAUGGAAAUCUCUUUACCAGAUGAAGAUGGUCGAUUGCAAAUCUUAAAUAUACAUACAUCGAAAAUGCAACAGGCCGGUAAAUUGGCACGUGAUGUUGAUUUGAAAGAAUUAGCGGCUAAAACAAAAAAUUUCAGUGGUGCUGAAAUUGAAGGUUUAUGUCGUGCUGCAGCAUUCACCUCAAUGUAUCAAUUAAUAAGUCCAUCUGGGAAAACUCAAUUGGAUCCUGAUGCGUUUGACCGAUUGUUAAUAAAACGUUCUGAUUUUCUAUACGCAUUGGAACAUGAUGUUAAACCGGCUUUUGGUGCUUCUGAAGAAGAACUCAGCUGUUAUGCUCCUCGUGGUAUUAUGAUGUGGGGUGAGUCUGUAUCACAUGCAUUAGAUAUGGGUCGACUAGCUGUGUCUGCAGUAAAAGAACCAGAUGUUGAAACGUACAGACCGUUAACUUUGUUAUUAGAAGGUCCACCGAAAGCUGGUAAAACAGCGUUAGCUGUUGAGAUUGCACGACUGUCUGGAUUCCCAUUCGUCAAAAUUGUUACGUCACAUAAAAUGAUUGGAUUCACUGAAAUGGCUAAGUGCGCUGCAAUGAAAAAGAUUUUUGACGAUGGUGCCAAAUCACCAUUAAGUGUUGUGAUUGUUGAUAAUAUUGAAGGUUUAAUUGAAUACAAUCCAGUUGGACCAAGAUUUUCCAAUUUCAUUGUUCAAGCAAUACGGGAUUUGGUUUCUCAACCAUUGAAAGCGGGUCGUCAUAUGUUAGUACUGGCUACAACCAGUUGUCGUGAAGCGUUAACAGACCAAAAUCUUACGCAAGCUUUUUCAUGGCACGUCCAUGUUGCUAUGCUAUCAAGAUCUGAACAUAUAAUUGCUGCGUUAGAAGAGGAUGGACGUUUUACAUCGAAAGAACAAGAGAUUAUUGAAAAAUCUUUAUCGGGUCGUCGUUUAUGUAUUGGAAUCAAGCAUCUGCUUGAUUUGAUUGAUCUCGUUUCAAAGAAUGAUCCAGAUCAUCGUGUUGCUGCAUUUCUUGCUAAAUUAGAAGAAGUUGGCAUUGUCGAUGUAUAAGAACGAAUGAAUAAUAUUGAUGACAGUUUGUUACUAUCUCUAUAUGUUUACAGAUAUUUAUGAUCAAAAUGGUUGUGUUAUGUCAAAACAAAAAGUCUCAAUUCCACGAUAUAUAUGUAUAUUCUGUUGAUGAAUCUGCUUAUUUAUCUUAAUCUAUAUGAUCAUUCCGUGAAUAUUUAUAUUUUCCUCAAACUAUGGUUGUUAUAUAAUCAAUUCAAUUCAAUUCCUUUUUUCUCCUGAUAAAUUUAUUGUCAUUAUUUCACAGUUCAUAUUAUACGCGAAAUUUACUUCGUUACUCUUAUUCUCUUAGAGUUGUUGUGUAACCAUCAUUAGUAAUACCAUUAUUAUUAUUAUUAUUAUUAUUAUUAUUAUUAUUAUUAUUAUUGUUAUUAUUAUUAUUAUUAUUAUUAUUAUUAUUAUUAUUAUUCCUGCGUGUGAAUGCGUACACGAAUAUAUAUAUAUAUAUAUAUUAGUGUGGUUGUGUAUGGUUUUUUUCUUCAACUAUGCAUCUUACAAUAAACGUUUAUUUACUUCUCAUUCAUUCCUUUCAACAUACACAAAAUCAUAAUGAGCCAAUGAAGGACAGACAUAUCGUGAUAUAAUAAAAACUUAUUUAUUUAUUCCUUCUCAUUUAAAUUUGUAUCUUCAUAGAAUGAAAAUAUAUCUGUUGAAGAGAUAA